AUGUAUCGUGUACUUGAUGGAGAAUGGGAUUGUUUAAAUACGAGAGAGUUUUACACAAGAGACACUGCAGGACAGACCAUGACAGGAGGGAAACUCGAAGAACUGGCGGACACUCUAGAUGAGCUGCAGGAUGCCGUUGAGGACCUCCUUACCUUGCACGGGUACUCCGACGGGGCUGGACUCGAGCGGGCAGGUGCACAUAGACAGUCGGAGGAGCUACUUGCACUUGUGAAUGAGACGUUCCACCAGUUGGGUGCAUGCAAGGAUGUUGUUGGUGGCCGAUCUGAGAGGAGGAAGAUAGACGUUGAGAGGUACAACUCCCUCCUCGAUAGGUAUGCACACCUGCUAGAGAAAUUGGACAGUGUUGCUAUAAAAUUGAGCCCCUACAGGCCCACUGAAACGCUAAGGAUCGGACUUGACGAUGUUCGUGCAGACAUUGACAGGGGAACGUCUCAACAAGGUGCUGCCAAACAGCCGUCCAAGUCAGUCAGGUUCAAGAACAACAUUGUAGAGUCGUCACCGGUGGUGCCCUUUGCACCUUAUAGAGAUGCAGUUCACCCCAAUGAGGAGCUCAACAGGGGAAGUGACGUUCCAUAUAGCGAUUCUCUCCUUGACGCGGUCAACGAGCAUCUAGACCUGGACUCCCCGACUAUCGAUAUGUCCAAUAAGGGGGUGUUUAUUCAUAACCAGCGGAUGUUUGAUCGACAGGAUUCACAGCUGGAUCAACUACAUACCUCGGUAAAGCAGCAGCGUCAGAUAUCCAUGGCCAUAAAUGACGAGGUAUCGGAUCAGUUUGUACUUAUGGACGAUCUCGAGCAUGGCUUAGACGCCUCCAAUAGUAGAAUGGUGCAUUCAAAUAACAAACUGUUGCAAUACCGACAGGCACUAAAGAAACGUGGAGAUUGGAUAUGUAUUUUCCUGCUUAUCUUCAUCCUUCUCUUUCUCUUAAUUGUUGUUAAGUGA
Pichia kudriavzevii is the source of this 963-nucleotide messenger RNA. RefSeq lists its product as uncharacterized. The coding region runs from base 1 to 963 and encodes 320 amino acids. The transcript has a single exon. The record is from RefSeq and is a predicted model, not a curated record. Lineage: Eukaryota; Fungi; Ascomycota; Pichiomycetes; Pichiales; Pichiaceae.